Messenger RNA from Protopolystoma xenopodis, 1698 nucleotides. The record is from the annotation of a GenBank genome assembly. Lineage: Eukaryota; Metazoa; Platyhelminthes; Monogenea; Polystomatidea; Polystomatidae.
AAGGACACCACUUUGGUGCCUGUCGGAAGGUUUUCCCCGUUUCUGCUGCGCUUUUCGUGGCGCGCUUCGGUUGUCUCCCAUUUAUAUGCAAAUUAUCAUCUUCUUUUGCACCGCCCGUUUUUCCGCCGGAUGAGCCGAAAAACGCCACAGCAACGAGAGGCCUCACGGAAGGCCAAGAUAGACCCAUUGCGUAGCGAUCGGUACAAGAUAAUGAGCCGACUCGGCGAUGGUGGGUUCUGUGAAGUGUUCAAGGCGAAGGACAACCAGACGGGCCGGUAUGUCGCCAUCAAGCGGGUGGACCGCUCGAAGCCGACCUACCAGAAGUAUUCGGCCCGAGAGGUGGAGCGCAAGAUCAAGCGUCUGAUGUACCGUGAAGCGACUAUAAUGCGCGCUCUGGACCAUCCGAAUCUGGUGAAGCUGUUCGAUCUGGUGGACGAAACGGAGCAGAUCUACUUGGUCAUGGAAUUAGCUGAAGGCGGCGAGCUGUUCGAUCGCAUCAUCAAACGCGGCAAGUUCAGCGAACGCGACGCGGCCAUCAUCAUCGCGCAGAUCAUCAGCGGCAUCAAGUACAUGCACGACUCGGGCUAUGUGCACCGAGACAUCAAGCCGGAGAACAUACUCUUCGAGACGCAGCAUGACGACUCGAAAUUGCUCAUCACCGACUUUGGCCUGUCGCGCGAGCUGCAGCCGAAGAUGAUGACCAACUGCGGCACCGUGGACUACAGCGCGCCGGAACUGUUGAAGAGCAAGUUGACCAAAGGCGGCUACGGGCCCGAGGUGGACAACUGGAGCAUCGGGGUCGUCUCCUACAUCCUCCUGUGCGGCUAUCCGCCCUUCUACUCCAUCAAUCAGGACGACGGCGAGAUCAAAAAGCAGAUCAUGGCCGGCAUCUACCACUUCCAUCAUCCACAUUGGGAUCACAUCUCCAAGUCGGCCAAGGCAUUCAUCGCUUCGCUACUCAAAGCCGAUCCCGAAGAGCGCGCCACGCUCGAGCAGGCCAUCACGCAUCCGUGGAUUAAGUUGGAGUCCAGCUCCACAUUGGACAUCUAUCCACUCAUCGAGUCGAGCAUGCGAGACACUCUGGCUAAGCAACGCUGGCGUUGUCUGGGACUGGCGGCCAACGCCAUCAACCUGUUCACGAUGGCCAGUCCCACGCUCAGCAGCCGCUUCUCCACGCCCAGAACUCAGGCCCCCGCACUAUAUAGCCCUCUCAAUCUAUACUUCUCUUCAUCUAUUCAUUUUGACUUUGUUUCUCGCUCUUUCGCCAAAUCUCAACCAAUCCGUCACUCCAUCUAUCCACCUAUCUAUAUAUCUAUUUUUCUAUCCAUCUAUACAGCCAAACAUCCAUCUAUUCAUCUCGCUUUUACGCCAUUUUGCCAACUUGCUCUUAAUCUCUCCAACUCUCCAUCUAUUCAUCAAUCUAUUUCUCUAACUUUCUAUCCAUCUGUCCAUCGGUUCAUUUAUCCAUCCAUCAAGCUAUCCUUCUCUGCAUCUCUUCAUGUUGCCUUUGCUUUCUUGAUCUUUCGCAACUUGGCUAUCUCACUUUCAACCAAUCUGCCUCUCCAUCUAUCUAUCUCUUCAUUUUUCUAUAUAUUCACCUAUCUAUAUAUACAUCUUUAUAUCCAUCUAUAUAGGCACACAUCCAUCUCUUCAUCUCGCUCUCACGCCAUUUUGCCAACUAGCUCUCAAUCUCUUUAA